Molecule: messenger RNA, 996 nt
Organism: Microthlaspi erraticum
Lineage: Eukaryota; Viridiplantae; Streptophyta; Magnoliopsida; Brassicales; Brassicaceae
Source: the annotation of a GenBank genome assembly
AUGGCUGAUACAAGUUCAAGGACAGAUGCCUCAACUGAUGGCGACACAGAUCCUAGAGAUCUGGGGUCUGAAAGAGGGAACGUGAUGCUUCCUGCUGCUUCUGAUUCCAGCGAUCGAUCUAAGGAUAAGUUGGAUCAAAAGACCCUUCGUAGACUUGCUCAAAACCGAGAAGCAGCAAGAAAAAGCAGACUGAGGAAGAAGGCGUAUGUUCAACAGCUUGAGAACAGCCGAUUGAAACUGACACAACUUGAGCAGGAGCUGCAAAGAGCAAGACAGCAGGGAGUUUUCAUCUCAAGCUCAGGAGACCAAGCUCAUUCUACUGGUGGAAAUGGGGCUUUGGCCUUUGAUGCCGAACAUUCACGAUGGCUUGAAGAAAAGAACAGGCAAAUGAACGAGCUAAGAUCUGCUCUGAAUGCUCAUGCUGGUAAUGCUGAACUCCGGAUAAUAGUGGAUGGAGUGAUGGCUCACUAUGAGGAGCUUUUCAGGAUCAAGAGCAACGCAGCUAAGAAUGAUGUCUUCCACUUGCUAUCUGGCAUGUGGAAAACACCAGCUGAGAGAUGCUUCUUGUGGCUUGGCGGGUUCCGUUCAUCUGAACUUCUCAAGCUUCUUGCGAAUCAGCUGGAGCCAAUGACAGAACGACAGGUGACGGGCAUAAAUAGCUUGCAGCAGACGUCCCAGCAGGCUGAAGAUGCGUUAUCUCAAGGGAUGGAGAGUUUACAGCAAUCUUUAGCUGAUACUUUAUCCAGUGGGACUCUUGGUUCUAGUUCGUCUGAUAAUGUCGCUAGCUACAUGGGUCAGAUGGCCAUGGCGAUGGGACAGUUAGGCACCCUUGAAGGAUUCAUCCGCCAGGCUGAUAACUUGAGGCUGCAAACGCUGCAACAGAUGAUAAGAGUGUUAACAACGCGUCAGUCAGCUCGUGCUCUUCUUGCCAUACAUGAUUAUUCAUCUCGACUACGUGCUCUUAGUUCCUUGUGGCUUGCCCGGCCAAGAGAGUGA